Spirometra erinaceieuropaei is the source of this 284-nucleotide messenger RNA. NCBI's taxonomy places the organism in Eukaryota, Metazoa, Platyhelminthes, Cestoda, Diphyllobothriidea, Diphyllobothriidae. The record is from the annotation of a GenBank genome assembly.
AUGGUAAUUUGCAAGGAAGAAAAGUCGCGGGAAUCAACACCAGAGGAGCAAAAGCGCAUGCUAUACUGGAAACGAAGUCCUAUGACAGACCUAGAGGAUUACGCUGUUAUGGACGGUAUUCCACAUUACAUUAUAAAUUGACUCUUGGUAACAAAGGUGACGCUGGAGAACCAAUCAACGAAUAUCAGCUGGAAAGAAUAAUGGAAGAACUGAAAGCCCUGCGCAAUGCCAGAGGAUCAGCUCGUUAUGUACGACCGAGACGAAUGCUUUACUGGAGACGUUAA